GCGGCUAUGUGGCAGAGCGUGUGAGGCGAGGCGAGGCGAGGCAGGGCAGGACGGGGGGCGGCAGAGUUUUACUACAUAUUCUGCUGACAGCCGUCGCCGCCGCUAUACGACUCGGAGAGUAAGAGCACACGGAGGAGUCGCCGGACGCUCGCGUUGCACCCGUUUUACCUGGAGUGAGAGAAGAAGAGCGACGGAGAGGGCGAGUUCGAGGCGGAUGAGUGCAGCAGCCCCGGGAGGAGGAGGGCAAGUGUGUGGCUGUGGCGGGGCGCAGUUAGCGAAAGAUGAACAAAAACCACCGAGUGCCGAGCAGCCGGAGUCUGAGCGCCGUGGAGGUGAAGAGCAAGUUUGGAGCAGAAUUCAGGCGCUUCUCUCUGGACCGCUCCAAGCCGGGUCGCUUUGACGAGUUCUACGGGCUGCUGCAGCAUGUUCACCGAAUCCCCAAUGUAGACCUGCUGGUGGGCUAUGCUGAUAUCCAUGGAGACCUGCUGCCAAUCAACAAUGAUGAUAACUACCACAAAGCUAUUUCAACAGCAGCACCGCUGCUCCGCCUCUUUCUGCAGAGGAAAGAGGAGGCGGACUACUCCGCAUUCGGAACAGAUUCCUUGACUCGCAAGAAGACUCCAGCAGCACUAGCGGCAGUUCUCCUACGGCCUGAUGCUAACAGAAAGAAACCUCCCAUAAUCAUCAGCCUGCCGAAAGACUUCCGCCCCGUCUCAUCCAUUAUCGACGUGGACAUCCUUCCCGAGACGCACCGGCGUGUGCGUCUCUACAAGCACGGGCAAGAGAAACCUCUGGGCUUCUACAUCCGUGACGGCUCCAGUGUGCGCGUCACACCCCAGGGCCUGGAGAAGGUGCCAGGCAUCUUCAUCUCUCGUCUGGUUCCUGGCGGCCUGGCAGAGAGCACGGGCCUCUUAGCCGUCAACGACGAGGUGCUGGAGGUCAAUGGCAUUGAGGUGGCCGGCAAGUCCCUGGACCAGGUUACAGAUAUGAUGAUCGCCAACAGCCACAAUCUCAUUAUCACUGUAAAGCCGGCCAAUCAACGCAACAAUGUGGUGCGUAACAGCAACAGCGGGGGCGGGGCUGCCUCUGGCAGCUCAGGACGAUCAUCCGACAGCGGGGCCAGUUACUAUAGCUACUCCACGCCAGGUGCUACAGCAAUGACCCCAUCACAUAUCAUUCAGAACUUCCGGCCGGAGGAGGUGGAGAGUGAUGAUGAGGAGGAGGACUUGGUGAUCGAGGCAGGGGGAGAUACGCGGCUCGCCCCUCGGCCAGCGGCGGGGGCCACUGCUAGCUAUAGCAUGCCAACCCUGCCCAGAUACGAGCCCCACCUUAACCUUCGGCCUUCAAAUGGUGCCAUGGCGACCAGUGCUAGCGUGGGGUCUCUGAGCGCCCCGGACAGGGGCUUGGAGAGGAGGAACCUAGAGGAGGACGGCACAGUAAUCACACUGUAGAGACGAGCAAGACAUGGUGGUAUUGAACAUGAACAACACGCACACACAAUGGAGCUGUGCAUACAGAUGACAUUUACUGUAUAUACAGUAUAUUAUAACUCCUAAUGAUACUCUCUCCAGUAGUCAUUCACAAGCACAAUACAUUACAGACAUGCACACCAGGCAAAAAAUUCCACAUGCCAACACCGUCUCUUGUGCCAUAGGACUAUUUUUGCCCGUCUUUACUCCAGGGUCUCUAGUGAAUAAGACCUCCAGCACCUCCAUCAUACAGCACUUGCUAACUACAGGGCUAGCCCCUGUUUUUUCCCUUUUGAGGGCAGCAACUGCACACUUCCCUCCCCAUUUGGGGGCACAAUAAUGAGUAAUAAUGGACUUGACUUGACGAGUGAGAAUGAAUGAUUGCACUGGUCUGCAGGUUCCUCCUGCUUGUGGGACAACGGGGGAGAACAGUUCUCCUGGGCACAUUAUGAAUGACGACAAUCUGCUUUCACCUAGGCAAAUAACUCUUUCUGGAGUCAUGUGACUCCAGAGUCCGAACCAAGAACAAAUUACAGUGACUUACGCUCUUCAUGGUUGCCAUGGUAACUGCUGAAGGCCAGGCUUCUGAGAUUAUACUGUUAGACUAGGAGAGGAGUGUGGAAACCUGUUAUUUCCUAAUGUAUGACGCUAAUUCAACUGUCAAGUUGUUUGCUUUCUGAUGUACUUUUUUAGUAUUUCUCAAGAGAAUUGUUUUUUUUUUGAACAUAGACUAAAUUUAGGAUGCUUUUAAACUCUUGUAUGGGAGGAUAUGAUCUUUCAUGUAGGUUUGAUUGAAAGGCAAAUUCUAGUGUGCUGCACAAAUUAGGACACUGUCCCUGUGCUAAUGCUUUUAAUCAUUGCCAAGAACCUGAUAAGUCAAAUGUUUGUGGUCAUUUUUUUUAACCAUUUAUCCUUAUGACAAGGGCUGGCACACCGAUCUGUGGCAUCUGAUUUAUGUGACCAUGUGUUUUUGUACUUUAUUAUGUGUUUGACACCAUAACCUGAUGCAUUUCAUUUUUACUCUGCACUCAGAGGUGAAAAGGCUGUUUCAUAUAUGAAGAGUGCUCCUUAUGUAUAUUGGGGAGAUGAUACUUGAUAUGACAGGAAUUUAAACCACCUAUCCAUAAACCAUGUGUACACACACACACACACACACACACACACACACACACACACAGCGUAUUGUGCAGAUGUCAAAGAGACGAACCUUCAUUUAUUUCAUUUUCAGUUUUUUUCCCCAAAGAUGAAACCUCCAAAGUCCAGUCAGUCUUAAAAGUUGGUUGCAUUUUCUUAUUAUUAUGAUCUAAGUCAUUUCAAGCAUUCGGUCUGGACUCUGGAGUGACCAGUCUAUUGUUUUAAGAACACCAGCAGCAUCUUCAUUUGAUUUGCAAAUAUAUUUUUUUCUCAAUAACAGCUUCUUGACAGCUAAACUUUCUUUCAGACUCAUAGUGAACGGUCUAUCUGAUGGUUUGUAGUGGUCUACCAACAGUCUUGAAUGAUUGUGAGGACCUCCUUGUCUUAAUCUUUUUUUGAUAAUUAAUUUUUUGACCGGUUUUGGAAACUAUUGAUUUUUCUCUUCAUUUCAUUUGACAUUUGGCUCUUCACUGCAGAUGGCUUGUCUUAUAUCUAAUCAGACCAGUACAGAGAGCUUCCUGAAAAAUGAAAAACUACUUGAAGGGUGGUCUCUGAUGUCUGCACAAUGCUGUGUGUAUUGUGUAUGUAUGAGUAUAUAAAAGCCCAAACACAUUUAUAAUAACCUUGUUAGAGGUGAGCUGCUGCGACGUGUCAAGUGUUGAACGGAACUCUGACCCUCAGCAGAUCACCACCGAGCCUUUUAGCAGUUGCGUAACCGAAGCAGCGUAGAUGUGAUCACGGGCAGCGAUUUGUAGUCCCAUGUGCAGUGGGCACGUUGCUGACCAACUACAUUAUAGCCUUAUCUAAUAGAGAUACACUCAAUAAACGCACCUUCUCUGACCCUCAUACCAAAACACACACACCUGCACUUCCUCUCCACACACCUUUCCAAAAUAUUGUGCGUCUUAGUGCAAGGUGGAGUCUGCCUACCUCUGGGUGGGUGUUGAAGAUUGAUUGUUUCCUGUAACGCCUCUGAAAUGGUAUACAGCUUGUUAACAAUACUAUAGUACUAUUGGUCAACCUCAGCAUAAACAAGGGAAAGGCCUUACUACUCCAAUGCAUUCCUUCAUGUCAUCAUUACUCUGCAUAUCUGCUGCUUUUGCUUAAAAACUUGCAAUGCAACUGUAUGGACUAGAGUUUUGCAAGCCUAAAGGCAACACAGUAAACACUAAAUACACCAUUAAUGGGUGUAAUGAAAUGGUACAGGUUGAAUGUGACCGUGACCGCUGUACUCUUGUCCAGUGUAUCUCCAUCCAUAUUGUAUCAAAGGUAGCUUGACCUUUCUCUAUACGUCUCUCCCCUUCUCGUCCAUCUGUAGGCUAACCCACAGACAUACCUGAUGAGAAUAGCAAACACUGGAUGACUGACCAGAGCCUGAACCAAUCCACUUUCUUCCCUUUUACACAGUCACUUUAAUGAACUCGUAUUAAAACUUGCUUUUACUGGUACAUAAUGCUGUAGUAUGACGAGGUUGUGUUGUAAAGCUCUUAUUCCAAACUGCUCUUUGUUUAAAGCACGAGUGACCUUAUGAAUGGAGUUUUAGAAAAGCAUUGUUAAUUUAUUUUAAUGCUAACCACUACACACAACUUGGGGAUUGUAACCACAGUAAAUGUAUUUAUUUUCUAAUUGACGCAAUAUGUAUUUUUACUGUUAUUUUUUUUUUCUUUCUUGUUUUGGUUAAGCAUACAUCUCAUUAUUUGUGUUUUUCAUAGUGGAUCAUCUCUUCAAACUGAGGUCUCAAAGCAAUUUGUAGCCACUUCAUUGUAGCGGGAGUUAUUGCUCAGAUUUGUCGGGGAGUAUAAAAUGAAGAUUAUAACAUGCUGUUUUCCAUACUGUGAAUUUUAUUUCAUUUCUGGAAGAGACCUGUGUGUGUCCGAGACCACCAUACUAAUGGGCUUUUAAACCUUUUUGUGUAAACUACUUUUUUCUUUUUUCUUUUUUUUCUUUUUUUUUGAUAAUGAGCAAUGAUUUUUUUUGCUUGCUAGAUAAAUCCUAAGGUAUAGAUUUGUACUGAAAUGAUCAGUAUUUUCUUAUCAAUGCUAUAUGAUGUAAAUUUGUAUCACAUUUAAUGAAACUGUUUUAAAAUACUAUAUUAAGACAUAGGUGCACACGUAUACAUAGUCUCCAAGCUGGAUGAAAUAAACUAAUAUGUAGAAAAUCUGAA
Pygocentrus nattereri (red-bellied piranha) is the source of this 4767-nucleotide messenger RNA. It is a transcript of the gene pard6b, whose product is annotated as par-6 partitioning defective 6 homolog beta (C. elegans). NCBI's taxonomy places the organism in Eukaryota, Metazoa, Chordata, Actinopteri, Characiformes, Serrasalmidae. Gene Ontology annotation, biological process: regulation of cellular localization; centrosome cycle; establishment or maintenance of cell polarity. Gene Ontology annotation, cellular component: apical plasma membrane; nucleus; cell cortex. Gene Ontology annotation, molecular function: protein kinase C binding. The record is from RefSeq and is a predicted model, not a curated record. The transcript is spliced from 3 exons. Bases 282 to 1451 code for a protein of 389 amino acids.